AUGCUAGCGCUGUGGAUCAUCGUUCUGUUAGCCUCGUCUGUUUUCGGUGACGUGUCGAUCGUAGCGCCCUCUGCCGGUGGCACCUACGAGCCGUCCGGAUCAACAGUGUCGAUCGACGUCAAGUGGGCAGACGACAACAGCACACCUAAGCUUUCAGACAUAGAUUCAUACACAUUUUUGCUAUGUUAUGGUUCCAACGCCAACAUCAAGUGCCUUGAUAGCACCACUGACACGGUAGAGGCGUCUACGGUCUCUGCAGACAGCGACGACAAAUACACACACGCAUUUUCGUUUUCGUCUUCCCUCGCCGGUAACGGGCAAUAUUUCAUUCAGAUCAAUGCUAUUUCGAAAAAGCUCGGCUACACGUUACACUACACACCCAGAUUCACACUCAAGUCGAUGAGUGGAACAAGCACGCAAACCUACUCGACCAAUACACAGCCUCCUGCACAGACGGAUAUCACUUCGGGAGGGAACACGAACGUAGCGACAACCACAGUGGACACCUCUGUGUCCUUCACGGUGCCUUACACGCUCCAAACAGGCCUCACCCGGUACGCUCCCAUGCAGAUGCAGCCCGGAACCACCGUCACCGCAACCACGUGGACAAGACGGUUCCCAACCAGCGCCGUGACCUACUACAGCACGUUCCGCAACUCAUUGAACCAGGUCAGCACUGUCACGCCUGGCUGGUCCUAUAUUCUUUCAAGUGCCGUCAACUAUGCCUCGCCCGCGCCCUUCCCCGUCUCCAACGGUGGCUGGUACGAUCCAAAAUCCAGGCAGACUCUCACCACGAGAAAGCGUAAUGCAGGCGCAAUUCGUGCCUCCUCCACCGCUUAA
Lachancea fermentati is the source of this 840-nucleotide messenger RNA. The record is from the annotation of a GenBank genome assembly. NCBI's taxonomy places the organism in Eukaryota, Fungi, Ascomycota, Saccharomycetes, Saccharomycetales, Saccharomycetaceae.